Rotaria sp. Silwood1 is the source of this 1269-nucleotide messenger RNA. Lineage: Eukaryota; Metazoa; Rotifera; Eurotatoria; Philodinida; Philodinidae. The record is from the annotation of a GenBank genome assembly.
AUGAAUGACUCUUAUCAAUCGAUAUUUGCAACAAAUAUGCUUACAACUCGACAACGUGUACCAUUUCGUGAAGUACCAUCAGUUCAUAUGAUUAAAUUAGAACGUGGUCUUAUUCAACGUUCACUUCUUUAUUGUUUUGAAAAAGGUUAUUUUUCAUUAAUUCGUUAUUUACUGCAAUCAGGUUCAGCUGAUGCAUGUGAACGUGAUAAUGAAGGUCGUAAUGGACUCAUGUAUUGUUGUUUUAUUGAUAAUGAUUGUUGGGCACAAAAUAUUGCUAUGACUUUACUUGAAUAUAGGGCAAAAGUAGAAGAUCAAGAUCAACGUGGACUUAAUGCAUUACAUUAUGCUAUUAUAACACAACGACCAAUAUUAGUUCGACGUUAUCUUGCUUCACUUGAUUUUGAUCUUAAUCGAACAACAGAUAUUUAUGGGAAUACAUGUUUACAUUAUGCAUGUUCAACCGGUAAUGUUGAUAUUACUCGUUCUAUUCUUGAUGCUAUGAAACGUUAUUCAAUUGAUAUAACAAUUAAAAAUCAUCGUGGAUCAACAGCAUAUGAUAUUGCUUGUGCAUUAAAACAUGAACGUUGUCAAAAUUUAUUACGUAAUGAUAUAAUACUUCAUGAACGUAAUAAUCAAAUACCAACAAAUACAAAUGUAUCACAUUUAACUAUUAAACAAGUAAUUGAAAGACGUUCAUCAAUACCAGUUCGAAUGCGUUCAAUAACAUUAACAACAAAUCAUACUGAAUCAGUUGCAUCAGUACCAAUAUGUGUUUCAAGUUCGAAAAAUUUUCUUAAUCAUUUUUCAACUACAUUAAAUGAUAAUAAUGAAAAUGUUGUUUAUCCACCACCAAUAUUUGUUGAUCCAAUUGAAUCACGUCGUAUAACACUUAAACGUAACGAAAGUCUUGAUAUAUCACUUACUAAUCAAGCUAAAAACCGAGCUGACUUUGCUGCAUCACCAUUAAUAAGUCAAAGUUCUGUUUUUACUUCAUCAUCAUCAACAUGGCGUAAUGAUUUUUCAAAAAUGAUUAAUGAAUUACAAAGAUUUAAAACACCAUCAUAUAGAAAAACCAUUCAUCCUCCGUUAAGUACUGAAUUACCAAGUGAAUUAUUCGAUAAUUCACCUGAAAUGAGUGCUGUAGAUGGACGUGAUAGUAGCCAUCAUCAUGCACCAUCACCUUUUCGAACUGGUGUAUCACAGAAAGUUAUUCAUCGACGACGUAGUAGCACAUCUAGUGGCUUGACACCGCACAAAACAAAAAAAUAA